Messenger RNA from Eleginops maclovinus (Patagonian blennie), 4724 nucleotides. RefSeq names its product SH2 domain-containing adapter protein F-like. The record is from RefSeq and is a predicted model, not a curated record. NCBI's taxonomy places the organism in Eukaryota, Metazoa, Chordata, Actinopteri, Perciformes, Eleginopidae. Bases 255 to 1667 code for a protein of 470 amino acids. The transcript is spliced from 7 exons. Gene Ontology annotation, molecular function: phosphotyrosine residue binding.
GCAGCCGAGCGGAGCGUACAGUGACUGAGUUGCAGCAGGGCAGAUCAGAAAGUGCCUGUGGCAGCGCUCACACUUCCUUGCGCGCUCCUCUCCGGACCGACAGAGUCGCACGAGACUGGCGACACGCUCAGACACCGGUGUGCUGGCCGCGCGUGACCCGAGGAGCCCACUUUUGACGAACACACUCGGGCUCCGCUGGCAGGAAAGCUGGAACUAAACUACAUUCAUUGACUUGAGAGCGAUGCACUGGCAGCAUGGCCAAGUGGUUCAAGGAGCACCUAGGAUUCAAAACUACCAAAGCACCCCCUCCGGCGCCUCCGAAGCCGGACUACAGACACUGUCACACCGGUGUGCCCGGUGCGCCUGGCUACCAACAAACAAGCUCUGGGGCCACCUUCCCGAGCCCAGCGCAACCGGACAUCCUCGCUGCGUACAAACUACAAAAGGAGCUGGACUUCGAGGACCCGUACACUCCAGGUGGAAAUAUUUCAUUCGGCUCGAGCAUGAACAGUGUGGGGUCGUCGGAUAUCAAGUAUGUGUCACCGAAACACCGACUUAUCAAGGUGGAAACUAUCGAAAAGCCCAGCCCAGCUCCAGGCGGAGGUGUCACAGUCACCCAGGCUGUUGCUGUGGGGAGUGUUAAAUCUCCCACUUCACCUCCCUCGGACCACGACAACAAGGAGAAGCUCAUUAUCCUUGAAGACUACGCGGACCCUUUCGAUGCCGAGCAGGCCGGUGGCACUCAGACCACCACGGAAAAAGUGACGACGACAGAGAAUGAUGGCUACAUGGAGCCAUACGAGGCCCAGAAGAUGAUGGCAGAAAUACGAUCUGGGGGGCGAGGGCCUAAGGAAGGAUCGGGGCGGCAGCUGCCCCUGUACGACACGCCGUAUGAGCCGGCGGAGAACGGGGGGGACUCUGACCCAGACUUAUGCUGCCCCAGAGAGAGCCGGCUGCCCCAGGAUGACGAGCGACCCCCCGAGGAGUAUGACCAGCCGUGGGAGUGGAAGAAGGAGAGGAUUUCCAAAGCUUUUGCAGUAGAGAUUAAAGUGAUCAAGGACCUACCGUGGCCCCCCCCUGUCGGCCAGCUCAACACCAGCCCUCCCCUGGUGGAGGAGCUGGAGUCUCCCUCGCAGACAGCUCAGCCCUCGCCUGGACAGACGAGCUGUGACCAGCACCACCAUGUCCAGUUUGAUGGUGUGGACAAGUCUCGAAUGUCGCCUACCAAGGAUGGGAAAACUCGCCCGCUGCAGCGACACUCCAGUAGCUGUCUGGUCAACACAAAAAUGUCUUCACUGGACCACUGCAGCUCCUCUCUGGGGGAGCGCAUUGACCCCGCCAUGCCCCUGGAAAGCCAGUUCUGGUACCAUGGAGCGAUCAGCCGGACAGACGCAGAGUCUCUGCUCAGGCUGUGUAAGGAGGCCAGCUACCUGGUGAGGAACAGCGAAACCAGCAAGAACGACUACUCCCUCUCACUAAAGAGCAGCCAGGGCUUCAUGCACAUGAAGCUGUCACGGACGAAGGAGAGCAAGUACAUCCUGGGCCAGAACAGCUGCCCGUUUGACAGCGUGCCUGAGAUCAUCUAUUUCUACUCCAGCCGCAAGCUGCCCAUCAAGGGUGCCGAACACAUGUCCCUGCUGUACCCCGUAGCCAUCAGGACACUAUAGUGCUCCGGGUCACCGGCAGGCCCCUGCCGUACCCACCGGGCAACCCUGUGGCUCCACGCUUCCUGUCCCUCUGGACAGUGCCCAGAAGGCUCAUGGGAAUUUGAACAGUGGCAUCCCGAAACUGCUGAUCCUUACUCACCUCACUAGCCAACGGAUUCCAGACCUGUUUUGGAGGCCGACUGCACACUAUCUGACACAUACUGUACAGACUCAAUGAGGCAGAAGGCUUUAUUAUUUUAUUUUAUUUUAUUUAUGACAGACACCCACUUCAUUACAUCACAGACUGACCAACUGAUGAACAUCAUUUCACUGAUUCUUCAGCUGAUAUCCCUAAGCACUUAACACUCAAAGAAAUAGAGAGGUACAACAUUGUAACGUGUCACUGGGGUCUACCUUUUCCCAGAAAAUAUUUUGUCCUAGGAGUGCACAUCAUAAAACUGUGUACGCUCAUUUGGUUAGGCUCUGUUGAUUCUGUAAUUGUUUGUAAGAGGACUUGAAGAUUGUAAGAGCCGUGUAAGGGAAGCGACAUUUAUGAGGCCUGUUGAGGGAUAUUGUGCACAUGGGCCUCGUACAGUGGUCUGGAUAUUUAAUAAACUGGCCUUGUAUGAACGGUGAGUCCCCAGCUGUGUGGAAAUAACAGGCCUGUAAGCAGUGCACACUGAUCUCUCGAUCUUGUCAUAGUACAUGCUGUCUGCUAUCCAUCACAGGGGGGGUGUAUCACACCAAUGACGGUGUAAGUACCAUGGUGGCGGGACAGGCAGGAGAUCAUGAUGGAUGGGUCAACUCAUCUGACACAGUACAAUUGGCCGAGGCUGGAGACCAGAGCCUGUCCAAAUGGACCAAAUUAGCCCGGCGACCCCUCCUUAGAAUGGCUUUGCAUCGGGAGAAUGAAAUAUGCCUGCAUUGUCUACCUCAGAAAAUCAAUUUCAUUCGCCCAUCUGCAGAUCAAUAGGUACAAUGGGAUUGCAGACAUCGAUCGGCUCUCCCUAUGACAUUCCCAAUUCCCUUAAAAUGACAUCAUCAGUUUAUGGAUAUGUUUUUUAAUUACAAGAUUUUUUUUUAAUGAAAACAAAAGUAGAUUUUCAGAUCAGCAUUUGUAUGUAUAGUCACUAAUAUGAAACUGUGUGAUGUCAGUAACAGAUGUUUGGUUAAUGCCUUAUAAUGCAUGGGUCGAAUCAGUCCGCUAGAUCAGCUGAUUUCCAGUUCUGCUUUUAACGAUUGUUCUGUGACUGUAAUUUAUUCUGGGGUAAUCAUUACUGAUGUGUUACUCUUUUGUGAUGGCCCCCUGGCCCUCAUUGUUCCGUGCCGAUGUGAUCGUGUUGUUUGGGACUACUCCAGCCUCUUUACCUGUGGUGCUUUGCAUUUUUGUUGUUCCUAGUUCUGCUCAAUGCACGUUUGCCUCAGUGGCCUGACUUUGGGAAACCAGUCACGGCGUCUCCUGACCAAGGGGAUUGUCAAACCUCACAUGAGAGACGAUUGCAUAUUCUCCUCCGGACCAAUCACAGCGCAGCCUGUUAGAACCAGAAAAAAAAAAUGCCUACCUUCAACCUUUCAUGCUUCCUCUUUGUAUUGAAAUGUCUGAAUCAUCUACCCUUUACCACCAGAUGUGCAUACAUUUGUGAAUGUGAUGAGUAUGCAUGUGUCAAACGCGUCCAACAUGAAAGGAAAAGUGAUAUGUAUGCAUAUGAGAAUGUGUGCUCAGACAUUGUGAGUUCCAGUGAUUUAGCCUUGCUGGUACAAACAGGGAACAGCCCUUUUCUUGAACUCUUUGGCUGUCAGAACCUUAUUUGUUCCUCUUUGAAACCAAGAAACUAGAAGACAGCCCAAUGACUUUUUUAUUUAAAUGGCCUCUUGUUUUUUUUGAACAACCACAUUUUAUUCAAGCAACUCAUAGGACUCUUAUGUGUCCAAUAAUACUUCAGCCUACAGUAAAUACUACUUCUGACUAAUAACAACGAAUAGGCUCAGUCUAAUCAGAGGGCCUAAUGUUGGUAGCACUAAACAGCAAACAUUUGUCAGUCUUAUGAGUUGCAAAUUUCUGUGGUUGAAGAGCAAAUCCCAGUAAAAAUGGAAAUUAUAGGGGGCUUUGGUCCAAGGUGAAGACACUAGGAAUUAGAAACAGACUUAUGCGAGCAUGACCACUGUAAAUAGAAAGUCAAAACAUAUGGACCCUGCUGUGUGCUAUGCAACUAUGAACUGCUGUCAUUGAAGGGAAAUGUAUUGGAGUGUGUGCCUCCACCAAAUGUUUAUGACAAAUGUGAUGGUACAAGAUUUCCACGAGAAGAGAUAUAAUCAGCAGAAUGUUUGAAAUGUUAAAGAGAAGAGUAAGAAGAGAGAGGUUUAUUUUGUUGGUGCAGUAAGUGAGCAGACAGAUGUUGCUAUCAUCAGAUAAGUAUGUAACCUCUGCAGCUUUAUUAAGGAACGGUAUGUUGUCGAAGUGGACCUAUGUAUUUUCUUGAGAGAAGAUAUCCUAAGAAGAAAUUAAAUAAACUAUAUGUGUGAUGUAUCCUCUAUGUUCCCUGUGUAAGAUAACAAAAGUUGACAGUAGAGGCUCUUUAUUUAGUUACUGCUGCUGAUGAAAACUACUCUACUAAAAGGAAAGAGCCUGUGUGUGGCGGCCGCACUGCCUAGAGAGAGGCCUUAGCUAUAAGGAGAAAGGGAAAUGGAUGUAAGGGGGGGGAGACAGGGGGGGGGGAUAUGCUGCAAUCAGCAGACACUCUUCACAUAUUUCUAUCAUUACAUCCUGAAAGAGCACUUCUCCUCCCUCAGAAGUGUCUUAAAGUGUGCUUGUGUGCACAGCACCCAUAACAAAAGUGUGAGUGUGUGUGUGAGCAACCAUCAGCCAUUGACUUGCCCCGUGUGUAUCUUGUGUUUCACUUUACUGUGCUAAAGUGGCAUGUAUGAGUUUCCUUUGUGUACAUUUCCCUGCCAUGUAUGUAUGCACUACUAUAACAUAUCUGUACAGUCCCUCAUGGCCAAAUGUAUAUACUGAAUGUAAUGUAUGGGGACAAGAGGCAUCAAGGUUCAAAAUAAAUAAAAAUUGGGUUUAUGAGUUAA